Mya arenaria is the source of this 1677-nucleotide messenger RNA. RefSeq lists its product as uncharacterized. Gene Ontology annotation, molecular function: aspartic-type endopeptidase activity; zinc ion binding; nucleic acid binding. The coding region runs from base 1 to 1677 and encodes 558 amino acids. The record is from RefSeq and is a predicted model, not a curated record. Gene Ontology annotation, biological process: proteolysis. The transcript has a single exon. NCBI's taxonomy places the organism in Eukaryota, Metazoa, Mollusca, Bivalvia, Myida, Myidae.
AUGUGUAUAUACUGCGCAAAACAUCACUGGAGUGACGAGUGUCUCCAGUACCGGACACUCAGUGCGCGUAAACAAGUGCUUAAGGAGAGUUGUUUUAGAUGCUUAAAGGUUGGACAUAAAACAGCAGAGUGUAAGAAGAACAAAGUGUGUGUCUAUUGUGGGGAGAGAAACAGCCACCAUAGAAGUCUAUGUCCAAAGCGCUUCAAGAGUUCUGAAUCUAGUGUUCAUUUAACGGAAGAGUUGCCAAUGACACAAAAAGGUGAUAUUCCAGAGGAAAACGUUCUUGUAUCUUCAGGAGAAAUGGUACUAAUGCAAACGGCGAAAACGGAAGUUAAAGGUGCAAAAAGUGACAGACACAGAGUCGUGAGAAUGCUCUUAGACUCUGGUUCUCAGAGGUCAUAUGUUUCGGAGGCUUUAGCUCGAAAAUUAAACCUAAAACAAGAAGGAAAAGAGGAAAUCAAUGUUAUGACGUUUGAUAGUGAUAAAUCCAAAGUUGUGAAAACAAAGAUAUCUACAAUGGAACUUAAGUUAAAACCGGGUGAUUAUAUGACAAUAUCGGUGAAUAUUGUGCCUGUAAUCAGUGGAAAUAUUCAAAGGAAACCCAUGAAAGGGCUAUCCGAAAAUGCCAAUCAUUUGUUGAAAUCAGUGGAUUUGGCAGAUGACAUUGCCGAAGAUAGUGAAUUGUGCCAAAUUGAUCUACUCAUCGGUAAUGAUUACUACUUGGACAUUGUGCUUAGUCAAAAACUUGAAGUUCAACCAGGAUUAUAUUUACUUAGUUCCAAAUUUGGUUGGAUACUUACCGGACGUACACAGGAAGGUGUCCAUGACAGAAAUGACGUCAACAUGUUAAUUAUGACGUAUGGUACAAAGUUUAAUGAAAUCACCGCAUUCGUUUCCACCGAUGAUUGUUUAACGAAAGUGCCAGAUUUAGAAGAUUUCUGGAAAAUCGAAUCCAUCGGAAUCAAUGAUUGUCCAACGCUUUCUAGUGACGAAAAUGCAAUGUCAGCAUUCAAAAAUACGCUUCAAUUCUCUGAUGGACGUUAUCAAGUUAAAUGGCCCUGGAAGGACGACUCACAAGAUCUACCAAUAAAUCGCCAACUAGCUAUGGGACGACUGCGUUCGACAAUUGCUCGAAUGAAAGAUAAACCGGAGUUAAUGAUAAAGUACGACAGUGUGAUACAGGACCAACUGACCAAAGGUAUCAUCGAAAAGGUCAACGCAAGGACUGGUAAAAUGAUACAUUACUUACCACACCACGCAGUGAUUACUCCGUUGAAAACAACCACGAAAUUGAGAGUGGUCUACGAUGCGUCGGCAACAUUUAGAUCCUGUGACAAGAGUUUGAACGAGUCCCUUUAUAGGGGUCCUGUCAUGCUUCAUGACCUGUGCGGAAUGUUGUUACGGUUUCGUGUUCACAACAUUGCAGUUGUCGCCGACAUAGAAAAGGCGUUUUUCCAAAUAGGAUUGCAACCAAGUGAUCGUGAUGUGACGCGUUUUUUAUGGAUUAAAGAUUGUGACAAGCCUGUGGUUAACAAAGAUACGAUCGAAGAAAAUAGCUUCUGUCGUGUCCCUUUCGGAGUUAUAUCGAGUCCGUUCCUUCUAGGUGCUACCAUAGAGUCUCAUUUGGACUCGUACGAGUGCGAAUUGUCUGAGAAAAUAAGAGUGAUAUAUACGUAG